Trichophyton rubrum CBS 118892 is the source of this 1953-nucleotide messenger RNA. RefSeq lists its product as uncharacterized. Bases 1050 to 1673 code for a protein of 207 amino acids. Gene Ontology annotation, cellular component: membrane. The record is from RefSeq and is a predicted model, not a curated record. The transcript has 2 exons. NCBI's taxonomy places the organism in Eukaryota, Fungi, Ascomycota, Eurotiomycetes, Onygenales, Arthrodermataceae. Gene Ontology annotation, molecular function: amino acid transmembrane transporter activity. Gene Ontology annotation, biological process: amino acid transmembrane transport.
CCCCGUUGCACCGCACUCUGAAGUCGAGGCAUCUUCAGAUGAUUGCCAUCGGAGGUGCGUCUUGCUUUUCUGCUUUGGUUGUUCUUCUACGCCUGAUCAACUAGUUAAUGUUAUGUUUGGAACAGGCAUCAUUGGCCCUGGUUUACUUGUUGGAUCCGGAAAUGCCCUACACGUUGCUGGGCCUGCCGGCAUUCUCAUCAGCUUCACACUCGUUGGAAUCCUUGUUUUCUUCGUAAUGCAAUCUUUGGGCGAAAUGGCUACUCUUAUCCCUGUGUCGGGAUCGUUUACAGAAUAUUCAGCUCGUUUUGUUGAUCCGUCGCUGGCUUUUGGUCUUGGUUGGGCUUAUUGGUAUUUAUGGGUUACCGUUAGUUUCCGUUCAUCCCCACUACCCGUUUCCUUAUAUUUGAUUCAUAUUCAUGAUAACUGACGAUUCUCAGGUCCUUUCUAACGAAUACAAUGCAUUAGCUCUUGUUAUGGGCUACUGGACAGAUGUUGUACCGCAAUGGGCAUGGAUUCUUAUGUUUUGGGUCAUCUUCUUAACGCUGUCAAAUCUUGGAGUUCUAACGUAUGGCGAGGUUGAGUUCUGGCUUGCCUUGUAAGUAUUUACAACCUUGACCUUUUUUUCUGUAUGGUAGCUAAUCAUAACUUGUGUAUAGGAUCAAAGUCAUCUCCCUCACGGUAUUCUUUAUCCUUGCAACAGUUAUCAGUGCCGGUGGUAUUGGCGGCAAAACAAUCGGGUUCAAGUAUUGGAGCAAUCCUGGCGCUUUUGCCGAUUCUAUCAACGGAGUAGCAAAGACAUUUGUGAUCGCAGGCACACUCUAUGCUGGGACUGAAAUGUAUGAUACACCGCCAACCUUAUCGCCCGGUUGAGUCUCUCGUCUUACACAGUCUAGGGUUGGUAUUACUGCUGGUGAAUCGGCGAACCCCCGAACCGCCGUUCCAACCGCUAUCCGCCAGGUCUUUUGGCGUAUCUUGAUCUUCUACGUCGGUGUGUACUCCUUCAAUAACGCCUCUCCUAUAUCGUCUACAAAGCUAACAUAACGUUAGGGAUGAUGUUCUUCAUUGGUAUCCUACUACCAUAUGACGACAAGCGCCUCCUGUCCUCUGGCUCCAAGACAGCGCAGUCACCUCUCACCAUUGCACUCUCCGAUGCCGGUAUUCUUCCAGCAGCUCAUCUGAUCAAUGGUUUGAUCGUUAUAUCUGUGAUCUCUGCUGGUAACAGUUCCCUGUAUGUUGCAUCUCGCACGAUACUGUACAUGGGACGAUCCGGCAAGGCGCCGGCUAUCCUAGGUCGAACAAACAAAGCCGGUGUUCCCUGGGUUGCUUUGCUGUUUACCAAUCUGGUUGCUUGCAUUUCCUUCCUUUCCUUGUCUUCCAGUGCCGGAAAGUUAUAUUCCGCACUUAUUACUUUGUCAGGAGGUACGAAUCCACAAAGAACCCCAGUUAAUCCUGCAUUUACUGACAAGUUUUCUCCAAGUGUGUACAUUCAUCGUUUGGGCUGUCAUAGCCGUAACCCACAUUCAUUUCCGACAGGCCCUCUCCAUCCAAGGCGAAGAUACCUCUGUGCUACCAUUCCAAGCUAUGUUCUACCCUUGGGGAACAUAUAUUGCCCUCGCAGCAAACAUAUUUUUGAUUUUCUUCCAGGGAUACACCGCUUUCCUCCACCCAUUUAGCGCUGAAGAUUUCGUUGUCAACUACAUCCUCCUUCCCGUGUUCGCUGUUCUUGUUCUUGCCUGGAAAUUCGCUAAACAGACUAAGAUCGUUAAACUAGAAGAGAUGGAUAUAUGGAGUGGAAGAAGGGAGUACGGAGAUGAUAUUACAGAAGAUGUCUCCAAGAAGACCGUUUGGACCAAGAUUAAGGAUAUCAUUGUUGGUUAAUCCCCCCGAUAAUCCUUCUAUCCCUUACGAUAUGAUGCAUAUAGAAGUACUCGUAUUAGUGAUCAAAUAUAUAUA